GGCGAAUAUAUAGGUUUGGCAGCCUGCGCACUUUUCAGUUCUACUGAGUUUUUCUCCCGAGUCACCGUUAAAAUCAAACUGUGGCAGUAUGGUCCGUGUGUUGUUCCUACUGUCCGCAGUGCUGACCGUCCCUGGCGUGCUGGCCAUGGUACAGCGUCAAAACGCAAAGUCUACUACGCCACGCCCGACCACAACGCACAUGACCACGCCACAGCACCCGACCACACCGCAUACGACCACGACACCAGAGCCAACUACUAUUCCGAGUGGCUGUAUGGGCCAGGACGGACAAUUCCACGCACCCGGUUCUACUUACCACCCUACAGGGGACAAGUGUUACACCUGUCAUUGUGACUUUGGCUUCGUCAACUGGUUUGACUGGUCCAGUACUGUCAGCGAGAGCUGUCACUACACCGACUGCGCAUGUCCACCAUGCGUGGAUGACGUCAUUCCUCCUAACCAGUGCUGCCCAACUUGCCCCAAUGGUCACAACUGUAACGCGAUGGGUACGGUGAUCCCGGCCGGUAGAGAUGUGCAGGUGAACGGCUACACCUGCCGCUGUCCCGACACCUCCGGGUUUCCGUUCGGCCGUCGCAAGCGGUCCACCGUCGCUCGGAGGGGGCUACGGUACUUUUCGCCGGUCUUCGGCGACUGUACCCGAUUCUUGGAGGCCACCUGCUACCUUACGACGACGAUUCCUCCUUCCACAACAGUACCAACUACUGUACCAACAUGUACAACUACAACCCCGACAACCGUACCGGCUGGCAUAUGCUUUACAGACAAUGGAGUCUACUAUCCAGGCCAAACCUGGCAUCCAAACGGAGACCCGUGCCACACGUGCACGUGUGAGUUCAACUCCUGGCAGAGUACGGCUCAGGAGAUGUGUUAUUAUGCCGACUGCGCAUGCCCAUCGUGCGUUGAUGAGGUGAUUGACCCUGGCCAGUGCUGUCCUAGGUGUCCGAACGGUGACAACUGUAACGCGAUGGGUACGGUGAUCCCGGCCGGUAGAGAUGUGCAGGUGAACGGCUACACCUGCCGCUGUCCCAGCACCUCGGACUAUCCGUUCGGCCGUCGCAAGCGGUCAGUUCGGAGGGGACUUCGGUACUUCUCGCCGAUCUUCGGCGACUGUGACCAGUUCUUGGAGGCCACCUGCGAUCGUCCGACGACAGUUCCCUCAACCACAACAGUACCAAAUACAGUUCCAACAACUAGACGCCGACUGCGUCCGGUUUUGGCAGGCAACCUGUGACCACAUCACAACCAUGGUCCGACUUCUACAACCAGACGUGACAGAUGCAUUUGAAAAAAUAAAUGG
Messenger RNA from Branchiostoma belcheri (Belcher's lancelet), 1318 nucleotides. Its product is annotated as cysteine-rich motor neuron 1 protein-like. Bases 89 to 1252 code for a protein of 387 amino acids. Gene Ontology annotation, biological process: negative regulation of BMP signaling pathway. The transcript has 5 exons. Gene Ontology annotation, cellular component: AMPA glutamate receptor complex. Gene Ontology annotation, molecular function: protein binding. NCBI's taxonomy places the organism in Eukaryota, Metazoa, Chordata, Leptocardii, Amphioxiformes, Branchiostomatidae. The record is from RefSeq and is a predicted model, not a curated record.